ACUGUUUGCCCAAAAUGUGGCCAAAUGUGUGUUUUAUGCGACAAAGCCUUCACUAAUACAACACGUGUUCAUUAAAUACACCAUUGAUUUGAUCGCGAGUUAAAACAAUGACCUCCACAUCGAGGCUCAGAUCCACAGCCUCUUCGGCCAGGAAUUCGGCGAUUGUUCGGUACGACACGCCUGACAGUCGUCCCACUGGAUCCACUUCACGACAUGAAGCGAGUGAUCCAAAUGACGACCACAUGUCCGAUGAUAUCAUUGACCGUUUGACCGCCGAUUGCGUUAAAUAUCUGUUGAUAAUUAGCCACAAGAAGACUGUAAUAAAAAGGGCCGAUUUGUUGAAGACAGUGGCCGGCAAACAGUCACUUCCCAGUCGUGGCCAAAGCGAUGCGAUCAUCAAAAGGGUGCGGUCAGAGAUGUCACGUGUGUUUGGGUUGUCGUUAGUGGAGUGUCCGGACGCCACCAACACUUAUAUUGUGGUCAAUAAACUGCCCGCCGAUGGACUCAAGCAUGUGAUGGACGGCGACUCAAUGCCCGACAGCCAGCACUUCAUGUCUGCGCUCUUGACCACUGUAUUGGCGCUCAUAUUCAUGAGCCAACAGUCCUGUCCAGAGGACCUCAUGUGGAGGUUUCUUAAACGGAUUGGAUUUGAUGUCAGUUCUAAGACAGCGAUUCAAUUGAAUGACGAUUUGACCACAAAUACUACGCUUAAGAAACUGUUGACUGAAGUAUGGGUUCGACAGAUGUAUGUGAAGUAUGAGAAGAUCGCCGGAUCUGAUCCAAUCACUCAUGAGUUCAAGUGGGGCUUCAGAGCCGAAAAUGAGUUCAAUAAACUCGAUGUCCUUAAGUUUGUAUGCAAUGUGUUCGCCGACGGCAGUCAACCCGAGUUUUGGCGAACGCAAUACACGGCCGCCAUUCCUGCCAACGACGACACCGCCGCUGAAGGCAGUGAAGUCUUAAUCGAUUGAGUGAUUGAAUUAACGAUUAUAUUUAAUGAUUUAUCUACACGUAGUCUUCAUUGCAAUUUAUUUGGUGUAUUAAUUGUCAAAACAAUUGAUGACAAAGACUGCGAAUUUUUAAGGCUAUAUUUCGAACCGAAGUGCACAUCACCAGUCAAUCUGAUCAUCUUGUAAUUAUAGCAUAAAUAAAUUCUGUAUUUUGUAAUUAUUUGUAAUUAAAAUAAAUUUUAUAAAUGUUUCAAAAUAAAC
Medioppia subpectinata is the source of this 1208-nucleotide messenger RNA. The record is from the annotation of a GenBank genome assembly. Lineage: Eukaryota; Metazoa; Arthropoda; Arachnida; Sarcoptiformes; Oppiidae.